CGUACUCAGUUCUCACGGCACGACGACUCCGGAACCAAAACCAGCCCGUCAAUCUAUUUCUGAAAAUAAAACUCUCCGACAGAUCUAAGUACCACGCUCGUUAAGCUUUUCUAGCCUCAACUAUCUCCCUGCACGACAUGUCUUUGAAAGUUGAUUCGAAGAAGGAAGAGGUCAUCCCACUCUCCGAGGGACAUUAUGGAGGAAGUAGGGGACGAGUUGAUGAGCUUCCUCCGCCCGUUGCCACUCGGACUUCCCAACAGUCCAAGCCAAGCUUGUCAGCAGUGGUGGUCAUCCCAAUAUGGAUGAUUUGCAGCUCCUCCGUGAUUCUGUAUAAUAAUUACCUCUACAACAACCUCAACUUCAAGUUCCCUGUUUUCCUCGUUACAUGGCAUCUCGUCUUUGCUACUAUCGGAACACGUGUAUUACAACGUACGACAAACUUGCUCGAUGGCGUUAAGGAUGUAAAUAUCACCCAGGAUGUCUUCAUACGCUCCAUCCUCCCUAUCGGUUUAUUCUUCAGUGGGAGUCUAAUCUUCGGGAACCAAGCAUACCUCUAUCUUUCCGUCCCCUUCAUCCAAAUGCUUAAGGCAUUUCACCCUGUGGCGAUUCUAUUGAUAUCUUUCGCCGCCCGUAUUCAAGAACCCAACCGCCGUCUUGCUUUGAUCGUUCUCCUCAUCUCAUCCGGCGUCUGCAUGGCCUCUUUUGGGGAACUCGCUUUUAACAUGACUGGCUUUAUCAUCCAAACAGGAGCUGUCAUCUUUGAGUCGUCCAGGCUGGUCAUGAUUCAGGUUCUGCUCCAAGGAAUGAAGAUGGAUCCGUUGGUCUCUCUGCAUUAUUACGCUCCAGUCUGCGCAGCAAUAAACCUUUUAAUCCUCCCCUUGACCGAAGGCUUCGAGCCCUUCCGCCAAGCAAUGAAUAUGAGCUUCUGGAUCCUCUUCUCCAACGCUGCAGUAGCUUUCCUUCUGAACGUCGCAGCUGUAUUUUUGAUCGGUGUUGGAUCCGGGCUCAUUUUGACGCUGGCGGGUGUGUUAAAAGAUAUUCUACUCAUUACGGGCGCAGUUCUUCUAUUCGCGAAGCCCGUUUCAUUACUGCAGGUGGUUGGGUAUGGAAUUGCCCUUGUUGGUCUCGUUGUGUUCAAAACGAUGGGUGGGAAGUGAUUUCUCAUCCCUUUCUGUCGCUUUCCUUCAAUUUAGACUUCACAUAUACCAUAAUAGAGGAUGAAGCCUCCAUGACACCUUUUUUUCCCUCAGUUGUCCCAGCGCACUCCCAACUUUCUCACUUCCUCUCUCUUAUUUCAUUUGUCGCAUUGAGUGUGGUAACAUAUAAAGCUACUUUCCCCUUGGGCCAAACAGUAUCCUAUAAAUGCGUUGAUGGCGUCCGUAAAUGGAAUUGUCGCAGUC
Molecule: messenger RNA, 1400 nt
Organism: Cantharellus anzutake
Lineage: Eukaryota; Fungi; Basidiomycota; Agaricomycetes; Cantharellales; Hydnaceae
Product: TPT-domain-containing protein
Exons: 7
Coding region: 138-1157 (339 amino acids)
Cellular component (GO): Golgi apparatus; trans-Golgi network; endosome
Molecular function (GO): antiporter activity
Source: RefSeq, a predicted model, not a curated record